This is a messenger RNA of Vidua chalybeata, 1200 nucleotides long. RefSeq lists its product as uncharacterized. The record is from RefSeq and is a predicted model, not a curated record. The transcript is spliced from 2 exons. NCBI's taxonomy places the organism in Eukaryota, Metazoa, Chordata, Aves, Passeriformes, Viduidae. Bases 1 to 1200 code for a protein of 399 amino acids.
AUGUGUCAUACGUGCGGAGGCUGCGAGGAUCAGAGCUGUCAGGAAUACGCUGCCUCGCUUGAAGAGGAGGAGGCGCCCCCGCGGAGCCGCUCCCAGCCGCCACCGGGCAGCGGAAAUCCCCCGCAGCCCGGCCCGACCCUGCCCGGGGGCGCCGAGCGGCGCUCCCCGCGCCCGGGGCUCUCCGGGCAGUCCCCGGCCCUCUCGCGGGGCGCUCUCCCACGACCAUCACUUCCCCUCUGCUCCGGGGCCGCGCUGUCACCUCACCCCCCGCGACGUCCCACGCACAGCAGGCCGAGAGCCAACACCCCGCCGCGAGCCGGACCCGCACCCGUGGGCCGGGAGACAAUGAGCAGCUACAACUCACCAGCAGCGCCGGAGCUUCGCGGGUCCGGGGGCGGUUCCUUUGCCCCUUCUCCUUCCCCUUCUCCUCCGCCUAGGAGCGGUAUCCGGCCGCCGGGAGCCGAAACCCCCCCUCCCCUCGCCGCCCGAGAGCCUUCGCCGGACCGCCGGUCACGCUCCCUCCCCGAGGAAAGUCACUUUAUUCCCCGCUCCAACAUGGCUGCUCCCCCCGCCGCCGCCGCCGCAGCAGCAGCUUUCUCCUCGCCGCGGCUCCCCGCCGCCGCCACCGGAGAGCGGCCGCAGGCCGUGCUCGGGAGCCGCCCGGCCGGCCGCUGGCGGUGCCGAGAGCGUCAGCCGAGCCGGGCCGCGGGGGUGUGCGAGAAAGGGGCAAGCCGAGGCGAGCCGGGCUGGGCUGCGCGUCCCCGCUGCGGGCUGACGCCUCCGCCCGCUCGCACUGAGCCAGCCCCGCCGGCUCCGGGCGCAGGAGGGGCCGCGGGGACGCCCGUGCGCCGGCGACACCUGGCGGCCGAGGCGGCCCCGGCUGAGCCGGCGGCUGCGCGGGGAGCGGGGUGGGGGGGUCAGGGCGGAGCGCGGGGAAUGCCCCGAGCGGCGGCGCGAGGAGCGGGGGCUGCCGCAGCGCUUUUCUGGGCCGCCCUCCCCGCUGCGGGGGAGCCCGGCCGCGCCGAGCCGAGCGGGGCGCUGCUGCCGUUCGCCGAUCCUCUAGCGGCCCUGCGCGCCCGCCUCCUCCCGCGGGAGGAAGUGGGUCUCACCGGCAGAGGCUCCCAGGAAGCCGCCCGGGGCCCUGCGUGCUGCUGGCCGUCCGAGGGGUCUCCCCGAGCCGUUUCGUCUAGGGCAGGGUAG